Acanthocheilonema viteae is the source of this 1050-nucleotide messenger RNA. Lineage: Eukaryota; Metazoa; Nematoda; Chromadorea; Rhabditida; Onchocercidae. The record is from the annotation of a GenBank genome assembly.
AUGGAUGCUAUAACGGAAUCGCCCGGGCGGUAUUGGCCUGUAUCGCGCAAAUAUGAUACGAUAGACGGAAGAUAUAAGUUUUUUAAGGCGACUUAUUCCUUUCGGAUGCAUAUAUAUUACCCGUUAACAGGACCUAAUAGUAGCUAUUACUCAUCUUCUCGACACAAUGAUACCAGUCUGAAAUCUCAGUUUUCAAUUGGAAAUGAAAUGGACGUCGAUGAAUUUACGGAUAAUUCCAAUGUCAAGAAGGAAGCAGUCACUACAAUAAACGAUUUGCCGAAUGAUAUAUUAUUGACAGUAUUUGCUUAUUGUCAUCCAAUCGAUUUGAUUCAUUGUUUCUCGUUGGUUUCUCGCCGUUGGAAUUAUUUAGCAAAUCAUUCCGCUUUGUUCACUGAAGUUCGGGUGUUAGUUAACGAUUUUUCGUUGAAAUAUGGCAGUGUGAANAAGUUUUUCCAGAGAACUUCGCAACGUCUUCGCAAACUGUGCAUUGAUUGUUCGGUGCCCUUACCGUCUGCUAGCGUUAAUGCAUUAUUCGACAUUUGUUUUCCUAACGUCGUCCAUCUCGAUAUUGGUUCUUUUGAGGAAAUGAAUACUACAUUGUUGGAAAAGUUAUCAUAUUGCUUCCCCAAUGUUAAAACUUUGCACGCGGAAAGCUUGGAACGAAGUUCAAUCCAUGAUGAUAAUGCAGAGGAAUGGAAAAAAACGUUGGAAAUGUUGUUCGAAGAUGAAAACAUUUUUCCGAGAGUGCAAAAUUUUUUUGUUGGUGAUGUGAGUAAAUAUAUCUCAGAAAAUGAUCCAAAAUUGCCCGUUUGCAAACGUCCGCUGAAUUUAUUUCAUAUUUAUGACGGGACACCUUAUAUUAAUUUCAUCGAUAUUAAAACUUCUCCGUGGCGGUCGACUCUUACCGAACUUUAUCUUGGAUCAUAUAUUGAAAACGAGAACCUCGAGUAUAUUGGCUAUUUGCAUAAUUUGAAAGUUUUUUCAUGGAACAUGAGUCUUUAUACCUUCGACGAACAGUUUGCGCAUUUAAAGGCAAGAAAAAUAUCUUGA